Molecule: messenger RNA, 366 nt
Organism: Aspergillus aculeatinus CBS 121060
Lineage: Eukaryota; Fungi; Ascomycota; Eurotiomycetes; Eurotiales; Aspergillaceae
Exons: 1
Coding region: 96-332 (78 amino acids)
Source: RefSeq, a predicted model, not a curated record
AUGUGUACAUGUCCAGUCCAGUACUACGUACCGUACCGUACACAAAGUGCGUUGUUCCAGUCACUCUGUGGCAUGGCAUUUGAUCUAAGUUAGCCAUGCCCCCUCCCGGACCGCGCGCGGCUGGGUUUGGACUUGGACUUGAUGUGCCGUCUGUCUGGGGAAAGGGUCAUGGGCUGACUCGCGGUGAUUUGCGCUCGUGUAUGUGCUGCUGUCCCCCUCCGCUUGCUCCCUACGGGGCAAGAAUUCUUAUCUUAUGUAUAUCGGUGGAUGAUGAUUCGAUUCUAUGGGUAGAGGGAGUAGAUACCUUUACACGGACCUUGUCAGCUGAAUGAUCCGGACUCAGCGUGCCUGUACUGCUGGAAUCAU